AUGUCGUUGGACGAACGACGGCGACGAAACAAAAUUGCGUCGGCAAGAUACCGCGCCAAAAAGCAGGAAAAGGUCAAAGCAAUGUCGUCCAAAGUCAAUCAGCUCAUGGCUGUCAACGCCAAUUUACAAAAGAGUCUUGAAAUUGUUAAACUGGAAAAUGGGGCUCUGCGAAGGCUUGUGCAAUCAUUGAUGGCGCAGAAAGAAGCAAGCACAAAACAUUUACCACAAUCUUAA
Molecule: messenger RNA, 234 nt
Organism: Radiomyces spectabilis
Lineage: Eukaryota; Fungi; Mucoromycota; Mucoromycetes; Mucorales; Radiomycetaceae
Exons: 1
Coding region: 1-234 (77 amino acids)
Biological process (GO): regulation of DNA-templated transcription
Molecular function (GO): DNA-binding transcription factor activity
Source: RefSeq, a predicted model, not a curated record